UGUCCUUCAUGACAACAGAAGCCACAGAAAUCCUCCUCAUCAAAAACAUGACUUUGAUCUGCGUCCUCAUCUGGACUCUCCUCUGCUGCUGCUUCACAGAGUCCAGAGGACAGGUCACAGUGACUCAGCCUGCAGCAGUGAGCUCUGCUAUUGGAGGCUCCGUCUCCAUCAGAUGUAGGACCAGUCAGAAUGUUUAUAUUUGGAGCGGCUACCACUAUUUAUCCUGGUACCAACAGAGAGGUGGAGAAGCUCCUAAACUCCUCAUUUACAGGGCUAGCACUCGAGCAUCAGGGAUUCCAGAUCGUUUUACAGGCAGUGGAUCAAACUCUGACUUCACUCUGACCAUCAGUGGAGUCCAGGCUGAAGAUGCAGCAGUUUACUACUGUAAGGGGGAAUUUGAUGUUAGCAAGUACGAUCUGUUCACACACACAAUGAUGAUGUCCCUGAUCCUACUGCUGCUCACCCUGGGGCUCCUUGUUCAGGAUUCAUCAGGAGAAAUCAUCCUGACUCAGUCUCCUCAGACUCAGUCUGUUGUUCCAGGACAGACUGUCUCCAUCAGCUGUACAGCCAGUUCAAGUGUUAGUAGCUACCUGCACUGGUACCUUCAGAAACCUGGAGAAGCUCCUAAACUGCUAGUUUAUUCUGCUACAACUCGUCAGUCUGGAGUUCCUGAUCGUUUUAGUGGAAGUGGAUCUGGGACUGACUUCACUCUGACCAUCAGUGGAGUUCAGGCUGAAGAUUCAGGAGUUUAUUACUGUCAGCAGGGUUACAGCUCCCCGUUCACACAGUGAAACAACGUCGUACAAAAACCUCCUCAGCUGGAGAGGAACUGAUCUGAAUCAGCAGCUGCACAGAAACUGACACCACAGCGGUUUCAAUUAAAAAAUGUUGUCAUUAUUAAUUUAUUUUUAACAUUUAAACACUAAAUACACUGUAUUUAAUGCAAGUACUUAAACUUUGAACAUUCAGAGUUAAACUGAUGUUAAAACAUUUUUCUGACAAUGAACACUAACAUCUGCUGAAAUACGAUUUCAGUUCAUUGAUAAGUUUAUGUAAAUAAAUGUAUUUAAUAGAGUAUAAUAACACGUGAAAACUGAAAUUUUAAGGUUUUUAUUGUCUCUCAUCAUUUGUCAUAAAGACUUAAAUAUUCAUUAUUUAAAACAUAAAAUUUCAUUGGAAGAACAUCAGAUUUCACUCACUGUGAACUUACUGAUACUGUAAUAAGACAUUUUAUUUAUGUGUUUUAUAUUUUAUUCACUGUAUG
Molecule: messenger RNA, 1264 nt
Organism: Scatophagus argus
Lineage: Eukaryota; Metazoa; Chordata; Actinopteri; Scatophagidae
Product: immunoglobulin kappa light chain-like
Exons: 4
Coding region: 9-791 (260 amino acids)
Biological process (GO): immune response; immunoglobulin production
Source: RefSeq, a predicted model, not a curated record